Cololabis saira (Pacific saury) is the source of this 3279-nucleotide messenger RNA. It is a transcript of the gene chrm5a, whose product is annotated as cholinergic receptor, muscarinic 5a. Bases 631 to 2205 code for a protein of 524 amino acids. Gene Ontology annotation, cellular component: plasma membrane; synapse; dendrite. Gene Ontology annotation, molecular function: G protein-coupled serotonin receptor activity; G protein-coupled acetylcholine receptor activity. The transcript has 2 exons. The record is from RefSeq and is a predicted model, not a curated record. Gene Ontology annotation, biological process: G protein-coupled receptor signaling pathway, coupled to cyclic nucleotide second messenger; adenylate cyclase-inhibiting G protein-coupled acetylcholine receptor signaling pathway; chemical synaptic transmission. NCBI's taxonomy places the organism in Eukaryota, Metazoa, Chordata, Actinopteri, Beloniformes, Belonidae.
UUUCUCCUCCCAGCUUGCUAGCGUCAGCUACAUCUGUGUCUGUCAGCUAGAGUAGUUCCAGCAGCAGCAGCAGCAGCAUUGUGGAAGCGGCAGUCACUUGGCUCAGACACCAGGCUGCCUUUUCAGCUCACACAGGGAGGAAAAGUUCUCGACUGUCCUCUUUCUCUGGCUCCUGAGCAGACUGCUCUUUAAUUUAUGAAUGACUGAGGAAGGAUGCUUUGCAACUUGCGGAUACUUUUCUCAUUUGCACAAGCGGUGGCCGUGCUGGAGCUGAGCGGGGAGUGAUGCUCUUCUCGUGCAGGGAUGACUAGAGCCACUUGGUAUCCACCCUACCCUUUGUGCGCGCUCUCCUCUGCCUCUCUGCUCACACUUUCACCCCAAAGCCCUCUGCCAUGCGAGGGGUCAAGACAGCAGGAUUUCUCUUCAGCUGUGUUGUGAUCCUGUUUCUCAGCACCGCACUUGACCCGAAGGCUUCCCAGGCAAAACAAAGGGAUUAACUAUGAACUUUGCUCCGACCAGGAGACACAAUGUUCCCUUAAACGGAAGUCUCUGAUAGCUCAUCCAUGUCAACUGAAAUGAGAAAUCCACACACACAUGUGAUGGUUGGGUACCAUUAAACACCAGAAGACCAUGGAAGGAGAAAACAUAGCAAACUCCACUGUAAAUACCACUACGAUGGAUAUCCACCUGGUCACUCACAAUCUCUGGGAGGUUAUCACCAUAGCAACUGUGUCUGCUAUCGUCAGCCUCAUCACCAUUGUGGGGAAUGUUCUUGUUAUGCUCUCCUUUAAAGUCAACAGCCAACUGAAGACGGUGAACAAUUACUACCUGCUGAGUCUGGCGGCUGCUGACCUCAUCAUAGGUGUUUUCUCCAUGAAUCUGUACACCUCGUAUAUACUGAUGGGCUACUGGGCCUUAGGGAGCCUCGCCUGUGACUUGUGGUUGGCGCUGGACUAUGUAGCGAGUAACGCCUCGGUCAUGAACCUGCUGGUAAUCAGCUUUGACAGAUAUUUCUCCAUAACCAGGCCUCUUACCUAUAGGGCCAAAAGGACUCCCAAACGAGCGGGGAUCAUGAUAGGCUUAGCCUGGCUGGUGUCUCUGAUUCUGUGGGCUCCUCCAAUUCUCUGCUGGCAGUACUUUGUUGGGAAAAGGACUGUCCCCGAGAGACAGUGCCAGAUACAGUUUUUCUCUGAGCCUGUAAUCACGUUUGGAACAGCAAUUGCUGCCUUUUACAUCCCUGUGUCAGUUAUGACAAUCCUUUAUUGUCGAAUCUACAAGGAAACGGAGAAAAGGACAAAAGAUCUGGCGGAGCUGCAGGGAGUUAACUGUCCAACAGACUCUGGGGUGACGCAGACUCAGAAAACCAUCAUCAGAUCCUGUUUUAGUUGUAAAUCAAGAUCAGCUUCUCAUAAAAGGAACCAAGCCUCCUGGUCAUCCUCGAGUAGGAGCAAUGCUAUCAAAUCAGCAGCAGCCACCACCGACGAGUGGGCCAAAGUCGGUCAGCUCACCACCUAUAACAGCUAUGCCUCCUCGGAGGAUGAGGACAGACCUGUAUCCCCAGCAGGCUUCCAGCCCUCCUUCAGGAACCAGACAUGCGAGGGCAGAAAGAGCGGGAUGAGCAGCGUGAGCGAACAGCUCCACAGCUACGACGAAGACGGUUUCUUCCACAUGCCACCUAAAAAUAACUCUCAAAAGAGCGGCAAGUGCGUGUCGUACAAAUUUAAACCUGUGGCCAAAGACGCUCACUUGGAGACCCCGAGCAAAAACGGAGACACCAAAAUGGUGUCGUCAGCUUUCUCCUCGGCGGAGUCCAUGAGUGCCCCAUCCACCUCUUCGGUGUCCAAGCCCAUAGACCCUUCGCUGAAGAACCAGAUCACCAAGAGGAAGAGGAUGGUGCUGAUCAAGGAGAGGAAGGCAGCUCAGACUCUCAGCGCCAUCUUGCUGGCCUUCAUCCUGACGUGGACUCCUUACAACAUCAUGGUGCUGAUCUCCACCUUCUGCUCAAAGUGCAUCCCCCUCUCGCUCUGGCAUCUGGGGUACUGGCUGUGUUACGUCAACAGCACCGUCAAUCCCAUGUGUUACGCCCUUUGCAACAAAACUUUCCAAAAGACAUUUCGCAUGCUGCUGCUCUGCCAGUGGAAGAAGAAGAGAAUUCAGGAGAAACUGUACUGGUACGGACAAAACCCCGUAGUCAGCUCCAAAUAACGCGGUGUAUAAAUUGUAAAUUUGUACCAACAACUUUGGCUCCAUGAACGUGGAUUCUACAUGCUUGGUAAAGUAAAAGUUAUAGUGUUGCUUAUAAAUCAGUACGUCUAAUACAGUCGAUGUUAACCGCUGCUAAAACUCUGCAAAAUAUAAAACAGUUGAAGUGACACUGUAUAUAUGUUCUACAAUAUUGAUGAAAAAAAAGAGCAUUUCCUUCAAAUUUUUAUUAAUUGAUCAUCAGCUGCAUAAUAACAUUGAUUUUUUUCAUAAUGUGUCAUAUAUAAAAAUCCACAAUUUUAUUUAGAAAUUUGAUUUUAAAGGGCUAAAAUUGUACAUUCUGUUUGAGACGUGCUCAGUCGAGAUGGUUACUCGACGAUAAUCAACGCCUUUACACACGUCUCUGUUAAUUGUCACACCACAUGUAGAUUCACCUUAAUUGCUAUCACCUGCACUUUCUGUCCUACAGGAGUAAUUCAAUCCUUCACAAGUUAAAAAAAACAACAACCUACUAAUCCAUUGAACUAACUCUCUGUAAUUGUCUGUGUUUACAUGAGGAGGAGAGGAGGGUUUUACAGUGCACAAUGUUUGUGAAAAUGUCUUCAUUACUCUUCAUUCUCAGGAUAUUACAGUAUUUGUUCUAAAGCAUCAAAAUAUAGAACUUGUUUUCUCUGGAUUACAGUCGCUUAAUCGAUACGUCAUCAUUUGCUACAUCCAGUGGAGGAAAAGUGUGAUGUGUUCCUUUCUGUAAGUAACUGAUGGAAAUUACUGAGAAAAAUUAUUUUAUUUUUGAUGACUCACGGGCUCUAGUGUUAUGAAAUACUUUUAUUUUUUUUUAUCGAGGGUGAGUUGGAGUGUGAUACGCACGAAGACAUGUCAUUUUGGGGGCUGAAAAAGAUGUUUCGUUUUGAUUACACAUACAGGACUGUCUCAGAAAAUUAGAAUAUUGUGAUAAAGUUCUUUAUUUUCUGUAAUGCAAUUAAAAAAACAAAAAUGUCAUACAUUCUGGAUUCAUUACAAAUCAACUGAAAUAUUGCAAGCCUUUUAUUAUUUUAAUAUUGCUGAUUAUGGCUUACA